GCUCCCAUGCAUCACGAAGUGACUCGUCUGGCUCCUGGCGAAACUGAGUGAUCUCUCGCUGAAUCUCUGUAGUCUUCGAUGCCGGAUAAUACCUGUGCACGAACUUGUUGGCCAGAUCGUCCCAAGAAGUCAUGGACAAUGGGGGCUGGGUCUCCAACCACCUCUUAGCAUUCCCUGCCAGAGAAUGGGGAAAGAGGUGAAGGCGGAUUGCGUCAUCAGGGACACCGUUCGUCAGCUGCAGAAAACGGGAAAGAUGCACCCUUGCCUCCUCAUCCUUCAAGCCAUGAAACUGGAUAGAGGAUGUAAUGAGUUGAAUCCAGCAUGGCUUGAUCUCGAAGUUGUUCGUUGGAAUGGGUGGCUAGAGGAUGACAGGGCUGAUAUCAACAAUCCGUGGAGUGUAGUAGUACUCCAAGGUGGGACCCAGCAGCGGUGGUUGAUGAUGAACCCCAUCGGCCUGGGGUAUUGGAUUGUUCCCCAGGAUCUGGUUCACUGGGGGAACCUAGAGAGGUAUCCCCUGUGGCGGGUUAUGGUCUCCUUCCAUCUCGUACUCUUCCUCAGAAUCGCUGCUCAAGUGGCCGUCUAUGCGCUCCUCCGUAGCCAGUCUAGCUCGCUAUUGUCUCCUAAGUUGGCGACAGGUGCGUUCAAGCUCUGGAUCCAACGACAGUAAACCUCCCGACUGGCUACGGGUCAUGCACUACAUGCACACAGUCAAACAGCAAACCCGUGAAGGCAUAAGUGUGACAAAGCAAACAAUGCUAAAACGAAAAAGCAAAAUUAACAGAAUUCACGUUUCUUCAACAACCUAGCCGUCCCCAGCAACGGCGCCAAAAACUUGACUCGCUCCUACUGUCACUCUAGAAAAUGGCCAAGUGUAACCACCUCCUAAAGUGUAGUAUAACGGUUUUGUGUUUUAAUGUCAACCCGGGUCCUAGAUGUGAUGACUACUCCAUGAGUUCUUAUUAGUUAGCAGUGGAACUUUAGUGAAGGUCCAAACAAGCAAGCAAUUAAACGGUUGUUUUCAA
Messenger RNA from Linum trigynum, 1022 nucleotides. NCBI's taxonomy places the organism in Eukaryota, Viridiplantae, Streptophyta, Magnoliopsida, Malpighiales, Linaceae. The record is from the annotation of a GenBank genome assembly.